Molecule: messenger RNA, 2137 nt
Organism: Lingula anatina
Lineage: Eukaryota; Metazoa; Brachiopoda; Lingulata; Lingulida; Lingulidae
Product: protein toll-like
Biological process (GO): signal transduction
Cellular component (GO): plasma membrane
Molecular function (GO): protein binding; signaling receptor activity
Source: RefSeq, a predicted model, not a curated record
ACCCGCGACCUUACACGAGGAAAUACAUAUUCUUUUACAUUUGCGUCACAAUUUUAUUUUCCCCUGAUUCACCGUGCUCGUACGCGUUUAUUGAAGAACAGACGACAACAAGACAAACGUAGGGCAUUUGUCACGCAGAUAAACUAUUUGGGUGAGCAUACCUGUACGUUGUUUAUACGUAUCCAUAUUAGUUCAGUAAAGGAAUGAACACAAACGAUGGCAGGUGAAUAACAGUUUUCUCAGACACUAUAUUUACAAUAAUGAAUGUAUAGAUACUAAAUGAGUCAGGGAUAAGCCACAGAAAAUGGUCUACCCUACUCUGCUGACCAUCUUCUUCCUAUCAGCAUGGUUGGAAUCGCUCUGCUGGGGGAGCUGCCCUUCAAAUUGUCUCUGCAACAAAGACGCUAUAUCAUGCAAAUACCUGGAGAAAAAUUACACAACUCGAUUGGUGAAUGUGACAAAAGAAACUGCUCUGAAUACCCUCCACCUUACAGUUCGCGCUCAAAUGCUCACCGCCUCGUACCAAAGAUUCUUGGUGAUAGUGCGCCAGACAGAUAUUUUGACCACGGGACGGAGCUACAUAGAACUUGAACACUUCUCUAAUCUAGAAACAUUAACAAUCAUCACAAGCCGUCGGUUCUUCAUUGAAGUAAUCGGACAUGGUGCAUUUUCUCAUCUCAGAAAACUUAAUCGUUUAGUUAUACGGGAAGAAAGGCCAGAAAAUCAUUAUGGCUAUUUUGAUCCCACUCGUAUAAUUGAGUAUCCGGUGUUUGGGCAUUUUCCUCAAUUAGAAUAUUUUAAUAUUCAUUUGCCAGCGUUUGAGUACGGGACCCAGACGUUAAAAUAUCAACCUUUUCAUCGGUGGCCAUGGGGAGUAAACGCAUCUUUUCCUCGUUUACGAACGUUGGAUAUAUCAAUGAAUAUUACAGUGUCAAAUCCAUGUGACGCUUUCUUUAAGCCCUUUUUGAACGCCACUUACUUGGAUCUUCAUCAAACUUUCAUAUCUAACACCCAUAACUACAGCCUGGGAUGCUUCGAGCAUCUUGAAUCGCUUAUCAUGGGAAAGUCUUUGGAUGUCAUUCGUGUUCUGAAUAGCAUCCCUGGUAACACUCUGAGGUCUUUACACCUCAACUCAGUGGAGUUAGCAGACACUAAAGAUUGCGCUCUGCACCACAGACUUAAAACUUUGGCGGCUUUUAAUGUGCUGCCGAACGCAGACAUGUUACUGGAAUGUAUGCAGAGUCAAGUUGAACUAGAAACCCUAAUACUGAAAAACAGUAAUAUUCGAAAAUUAAGAAGGAAAGAUUUUAAAAAUUUUACAAACUUAAAGGUUUUAUUUUUAGCUUAUAACUCUAUAUCCAGUGGUUUCGACAGAGAAAACAGAAGUGAAGACGUCGCACUCACAAACAAAACGGUGCCAAAUCUUAAUUUCUUGGAUCUGAGUUACAAUGAAAUAACGUCUAUUUCGGAGUUAAUUACAACCGAUCUAAUUCGACUGGAGAUUAUGAACGUCAGUCACAACUACUUGCAAGCUCUGGAUUUGAAUGAAAUUGUUGGAUACAGAUCCUUGCGAGAAUUAUUUCUCAGUUUCAACUCAAUUCGAUCCGUUAUCAUGAAGGAACCGGCACUGUCUAAUGUGCCCAGUCUUUGGAGACUGGAUUUGGGACAUAAUCUUCUCGAAGACAUCCCACGUCUGUUAAAUGUAACGUUUCCGAAUUUACAACGACUUAAUGUUGAGGAUAACAAAAUAUCCACUGUGUCCAGUGAACUUGUUGCUUGGAAAAACCUUCGCUAUCUAAAUGUCAAAAAUAAUCUGCUAACCCGUUUGGAUCCGGGGUUCUUUGACCACUUGGACUUUAUAAACUUAGCUGAAAAUGAAAUCAAAGAUGUUUCCUUCUUGUCCUAUCUCUCAGGUGCAGAGAACCUACGCCUGUCACUGAGAGAUAAUCACAUACAGUGCGACUGUGAAACCAUAGCCACUUUACACGCUCUGCGACAGUUCGGGUUUUUGCAGGAUCUAACUUUGACGUGUGAUGGAAAUUCUGCACUCAGAAACGUCAACAUUUUACAUUAUGAAACUGUUAUUCGAAAAGUAUCCUGUGAGCACCAUAGGGACUGUUUUAGGAACUGUGAAUAA